Grammomys surdaster is the source of this 1931-nucleotide messenger RNA. It is a transcript of the gene Aspg, whose product is annotated as asparaginase. Bases 107 to 1819 code for a protein of 570 amino acids. NCBI's taxonomy places the organism in Eukaryota, Metazoa, Chordata, Mammalia, Rodentia, Muridae. Gene Ontology annotation, biological process: amino acid metabolic process. The transcript has 16 exons. The record is from RefSeq and is a predicted model, not a curated record. Gene Ontology annotation, molecular function: protein binding; asparaginase activity.
AGAGGAGCCCCAGAGUUCCAGUAAGCCCCACCCUGCAUGCCCCUCCGCUUCCCGGUCUUGCUUUCCCUUUGGCUCUGUCCUCACUGAGGAGUCCACUGUCCCAGUCAUGGCGCGUGCUACCGGACCUGAGCGGCGGCUGCUGGCCAUCUACACUGGAGGUACCAUCGGCAUGCGGAGCGAAGGCGGAGUGUUGGUACCUGGAAGAGGCCUGGCUGCCGUCCUGAGGACACUUUAUAUGUUCCACGACGAGGAGUAUGCCCGGGCCCACAGCCUGCCUGAGGACACGCUGGUGCUGCCCCCGGCCAGUCCUGACCAGAGGAUCAUCUACACGGUGCUGGAGUGCCAGCCACUCUUCGACUCCAGUGACAUGACCAUCACUGAGUGGGUUCAGAUUGCCCAAACCAUAGAGAGACACUACACACAGUACCAGGGCUUUGUGGUCAUCCAUGGCACGGACACCAUGGCUUUUGCCGCCUCAGCGCUCUCUUUCAUGCUGGAAAACCUGCAGAAACCGGUCAUCCUCACGGGUGCCCAGGUACCUAUCCAUGCACUGUGGAGCGACGGCCGUGAGAACCUGCUAGGGGCUCUGCUCAUGGCUGGCCAGUACGUCAUCCCUGAGGUCUGCCUAUUCUUCCAGAAUCAGCUCUUUCGGGGCAAUCGGACAACCAAGGUGGACGCUCGGAGGUUUGCAGCCUUCUGCUCCCCUAACCUGCCCCCUCUAGCCACUGUGGGCGCAGAUGUAACAAUCAACCGAGAGCUGGUACGGAAAGCCAGCGGGAAGAACCAUCUGGUGGUCCACAGCAGCAUGGAACCUGACGUAGGCCUGCUGCGCCUCUACCCUGGGAUUACCGCCUCCCUGGUCCGGACCUUCCUCCAGCCCCCACUGAAGGGUGUGGUCAUGGAGACCUUCGGCUCCGGGAAUGGGCCCACCAAGCCAGACCUAGUACAGGAGCUUCGGGUAGCAGCUGAACAAGGCCUGAUCAUUGUCAACUGUACCCAUUGCCUUCAGGGGGGUGUGACUUCCGACUAUGCAUCUGGCAUGGCCAUGGCAGGAGCUGGCAUAGUCUCGGGCUUCGAUAUGACAUCAGAGGCUGCCCUGGCCAAACUGUCCUAUGUGCUGGGCCAGCCAGAGCUAAGCCUGAAUGACCGGAAGAAGUUGCUGGCCAGGGAUCUUCGUGGGGAGAUGACGUUGCCUACAAGAGAUGGCUUGCAGGAUGGCAUGCUGGGCUGCAGGGUAGCGUGGCUUCUCAGUAUGAGUGGCAGCCAGGAGGCCGAUGCCAUGAAGGAUGUUCUGCUGCCCGGCCUGGCCCUGGCUGCAGCUCAUACUGGUGACCUGGACACUCUGCAGACCUUUGUGGAGCUGGGCAAAGAUCUAAAUCUGAAGGACUGUCGUGGUCAAACCCCACUGCAUCUGGCUGCACGGAGGGGGCAUGCUGGCGUGGUCACCAUGCUGCUGCAGAGGGGUGUGGAUGCUGACGCCCGCGAUGAGGAUGGUCAGAGCCCACUACUGCUGGCCGUGAAGGGCAGGCAUCAGAGUGUCAUUGAGCUGCUGCGGGCCGCUGGGGCUCGCCUGUCUCCCCAGGAGCUGGAGGACGUUGGGACAGAGCUGUGCAGGCUGGCAUCAAGGGCAGACAGUGAAGGCCUGAGGGCGUGGUGGCAGGCUGGGGCUGACCUGGAUCAGCUGGACUAUGAUGGGCACAGUGCCCUGGAAGUAGCUGAAGCAGCUGGGAAUGCAGAUGUGGUGGCCCUGCUACAGAGCUUUAAGGACAGGCCCCGUGUCCCAGGAGCUGACUCAGAGCAUCGGACUCAUCCUCCCUAAGUUGGGAUAUCUUCUGAUGAAUCGGUUCCCAGCCUGUUGGCGUGACAAUCUGGAGGUCUUUGUUGAGCAGAUCGUCAAUAAAGUUGCUGGGACAGCUGCUCCUUGGCCUGGA